UUUUUGCCUGCGCACGUUUUGUCUCCAGCAAAGAGGCGGCAGGGAUGGCAAUAGUGCCUGAUAAUUUUAAUAUACCAUUUUUCCGGGCUAUCCCAAAAGGCCUGGAACCAGAGUCAUGGGUGCUGCUAGAAGGUAUCAUUCCACCACAGGGCAAAAGGUUCUAUGUGGACUUUGCUUCCAGACAAGUCGAGGAGGGAAACAAGCCCCUGAGGCUCACCGUCAGCUUUGAGGGACCCCCGUCGUCCCCUGGCCGGGUGACCCUCAACAGCUUUGCAGACCAGCAGUGGGGGGAGGGCCUGACAGUGAUGGCCCCUUUCCGGCAAGGCCAGAAGUUCAGGAUUCAAAUCAUCGUCACCCGGAUGGGCUACAAGAUCCUGGAGAAAGACAUUUCCCUUUGCGAAUUCCGCCACCGCCUCCCACCGAAGAGCAUCCGCUUCCUGGAGAUCAACGGGGAUGUCAAGCUCCAGAAUGUGGCCGUCAGCUGGGAGGGCAACAGAGCACCAAGGGGCCACAUCCUGCCAGCAUUGGGCAUGGGCCACUAUGCACGUUAGGAGGGCACUGAGCCCUCUCCAAAAAUAAAGGGGCACACCUUGAUGCGAGCAGGAAGAUAUCCCAGGGCAAGAAUAAAUUAUGCAAACCUAGCAGGGCGUCUGUUGUGUUUUGCAGUUUGCUUUUUC
Messenger RNA from Zootoca vivipara (common lizard), 677 nucleotides. Its product is annotated as galectin-7. Lineage: Eukaryota; Metazoa; Chordata; Lepidosauria; Squamata; Lacertidae. Gene Ontology annotation, molecular function: carbohydrate binding. The record is from RefSeq and is a predicted model, not a curated record.